Molecule: messenger RNA, 734 nt
Organism: Dictyostelium purpureum
Lineage: Eukaryota; Evosea; Eumycetozoa; Dictyosteliales; Dictyosteliaceae
Exons: 5
Coding region: 57-734 (225 amino acids)
Source: RefSeq, a predicted model, not a curated record
CACAAAUAAAUAAAUUAAUUAAUUAAAUUAAUAAAUAAAUAUAUAUAUAAAUCAAAAUGUCAGAUGAUUGGAAAUCAGGUUUAUUUGGUUGUCUCGGUGAAGACCAAAUGUUAACUCCAACUUGUUGUGCUUCAUUCUUAUUCCCACAAGCUCAAUUAUUAUACAACAUGAGAACUUUAAGCGGUCACCAAUUAGGUCCAGAAGAUUUCUUACUUACCUGUUGUUGUUUCCCAUGCAUGCAAUUCAUUAAAAGAAGAGAAAUCCAAACUAAAUAUGAAUUCAAAAACAAAGAUAAAAAUCUCCCAAUGGAUAUUUUAGUUGCCUGUUGUUGCCAACAAUGUGGUGUCCAACAACAAUCAAUUGAACUUGCCCCAUCGUGCCCAACAACCCAUAGAAGGAAUGAUUUAAACAAAAUCAUAGAAAUAGAAAAUAUUUUAAAACUAAGUGAUGAAAUAACCAAAAUAGCAAAUAAAAAUAUAAAGGUUUAUACUGAUAUAAAUAGUAAUAGAAAAAGUAAUGGUAAUAUUAAUAGCAACGGUAGUAGUGGUAAUUGUAUAAAAACAAGAGGAAAAGAUUUUAAAAAAGUAAAUAAAUAUGGAAAAAAUAUUUUAAAAGGUUUUAAAAGAAUUGAUAAGUUUAAUUACUAUCAUUCUAAAGUUUCAAAAUGUAAAUUGUACUAUAAAAUUUCAAACUUAAUCCAAAAAAACAAAAAAUUAAAGAUGCAAAAAAUUUAA